Abrus precatorius (Indian licorice) is the source of this 1060-nucleotide messenger RNA. RefSeq names its product 50S ribosomal protein L19-2, chloroplastic-like. NCBI's taxonomy places the organism in Eukaryota, Viridiplantae, Streptophyta, Magnoliopsida, Fabales, Fabaceae. Gene Ontology annotation, cellular component: ribosome. Gene Ontology annotation, molecular function: structural constituent of ribosome. The record is from RefSeq and is a predicted model, not a curated record. The transcript is spliced from 5 exons. Gene Ontology annotation, biological process: translation. Bases 116 to 766 code for a protein of 216 amino acids.
AUAGAAACAGAUAAGGGCGCUCUGGUUACCAUCUUCCUCAUCCUCCUUACAGUUUCCGGUGUUCCCAUGCCUCGUACCAAGUGACUGAAGUGGAACCCUAUUUUCUCUCUCCCUCAUGGCUUCCCAACUUCUUCUUCAGCAGGCUCUGUUUGCCCCAAAGCUGACUUUCCCUUCUUCUCUCGUGUCUUCGCGUAAUGUGCCGUUCAUUUCUAGGGUUCCGUCGGCCCCAAUUUCAUGGCGUUGCAGUCCUCUUAUUGCUAAGCCUAGUUUUGUUGUGAGAGCCGAGUCCAACCUCGAAGGCAGUGAUGAAGCCACCGAAGAUUCUGCUUCGGAUAAUGUCGAUGAAGUUCCCGAAGCUGAAGCAGAACAAGCUUCGGAUUCCGAACCACCGAAAUCGCCUAGAAAACCCCGUGUCAAGCUUGGAGACAUUAUGGGGAUAUUGAAUCAGAGGGCAAUUGAGGCAUCGGAAAAGGAGAGACCCACUCCAGACAUUAGGACUGGGGAUAUUGUGGAAAUCAAAUUGGAGGUUCCUGAGAACAAGCGUAGGUUGUCCAUUUAUAAAGGUAUUGUCAUCUCAAAACAAAAUGCGGGUAUUCACACGACUAUUCGAAUCCGAAGGAUUAUUGCUGGCACAGGGGUUGAAAUAGUGUUCCCAGUUUACUCACCAAAUAUCAAAGAAAUCAAAGUGGUAAACCACCGUAAGGUCAGGAGAGCAAGAUUGUACUAUCUAAGAGACAAGCUUCCCAGAUUCUCCACUUUCAAAUGAUACGGUUACCCAUUUUUCCUCACUUUCAUCUUCUAAGUAGUCUGCUGAUCCGGGAUAAGUGAUUGCAGGGCUUUGAUUUUAUUAUUUCGAUUUGUUGUGUUGUAGAAUAGAUCAAUUUUCUUUCCCUUAAUCUAUCCUCCCAGAAACGGAAACAAGUGUACUUAACCUUGAUAGUAUUGAGAAAUUUGAAGUGUUUCUUCUGCAUCUUUAUUAUACCGUAGAGAGCCAAGCUCAGAAGAAAAUAUUUCUAAGUAUGAUUAUAAUCUGCGUCACAUGAUUUAAUAAUCAUGUUCU